AUGUGUAAGAAGGAGAAGGAAGCUUUCGGACCGAGAAUUAUUCGGACGUUGGGUUCACAGUCGUUGAGUGGUUUAAAUCCUUUAUCCAGCCAGCCAUCCUCUAUAUCACAGUCUCCUGCCCAGGUAAACGCGAACUCUACCACUCUCUCAACAGCAUCGCCACCCGGUUCUACAAGCUCAACUUCUAAUUAUCGAGUAGCCCAGGCCUGUGACAGAUGCCGUUCUAAAAAGACAAGAUGUGAUGGCAAAAGACCGCAAUGUUCGCAAUGUGCGGCUGUGGGGUUCGAGUGCAAAGUUAGUGAUAAGCUCUCACGUAGGGCUUUUCCUCGUGGAUAUACCGAGACUCUAGAGGAGAGAGUUAGAGAACUUGAAGCCGAGAACAGAAGGCUGGUAGCGUUGUGUGAUUUGAAGGAUGAGCAGUUGCAUCUCGUAUCAAAAUACUCAUCUAACAAGAAGCCCGACCCCGCCGCCAAUGAAGAUGAACAAAUGUUACAGCAGUUGAGUUCAUCAAAUGGAGGAUCCCUACGUGUGAGCUCUACGAAUUUGUAUCUGUUGAAUAAAACAUCUCCAACAGAUGGCCUUGGUGUGACCCCCCACCAGUGUGACGGAAUCGGCUGUAGCCACUCCUCGCAUCCUCAUUUACACGAAAAACCAGUUAGUACAAAUCUGAAUGAUCCAACAGCUAUAUCGUUUGAGCAAAAUGAAGCUCCCGGACUGCCUGCCGUAAAGGCCUUGAGUUCCAUGGCAAACCACGAAUAUUCCAACCAACUUGCUACCCUAGUGGCUCUUUCAGUUCCUCGCUCUACAGAAGAAAUUUUAUUCGUUCCUCAACUCCUUGCUCGCGUUGGGCAGGUUCAUGGUUUGACAUCUAAACAAUGCUUAUACACUGCUUCCUUACUUGCCUCGUUAAAGGAUUCUCCCCAGACAAAUAUCCCUUCUAGCGAUGCACUAGAACAGAUGAAAAAGAAGAACCUUUGGGAGAUAGAUGAUCCUAUGGGGUUCUUUCUUCAUUCAUGUAAAUUCAACAUUACAUCAGAGUCAGGUAAUGAUACCCUAUCUAUCAAUGAAAUUGAUGAAUUAUGCUCCUUAUUUUUCGUCGAAUGUCAUUCAAUGAUUCCUAUCCUAAAUGAAGACGCAUUCUAUAAGUAUUAUAACAAGUUCAAAGAGAACUUGACAUCUAAGCCGGACUUUUUUCAUGAGGGAAGUUCGUCGUUUUCACAAAGGAACAAGGCUAUUUCAUACAAAAUAUUUGCCUGCAUUUUGUUGGUUGUAUGUCAAAUGGGUCUAAUGAUCAAAAUAAAGCAAGAGCAACUUCCAACAACUUCGAAGUUAUCACAAAUUAUGAGUUAUUAUGUGGGGGCUAUAUCGUCCUUAAAAUCCAAUCCUUACUUCUCUGUGAAAACUACGUCAAUUCAAUCGUUGCAGUUAAUGUCUUUGCAACUAUUUUAUUUCCUGAACAUAGGCGAUAUCUCUUCUGUGUAUGAACUACGUGGCAAAAUUGUUACUAUGGCUCAACAACUGAGAUUACAUCGUUGUCCAAGCGCGGUAUUAGGAACUGAUGGUUCAACUAUGAGCAAGGUUGAACAGGGUGAAAGACGUGUAUUAUUUUGGGGAAUUUAUUAUUUAGAUGUCUUUGCGGCUCUUCAGCUUGGUGUACCGCGUUUACUGAAGGACCACGAAAUCGAGUGUGCCCUCCCCGUAUCCGAGGCCGAAGAAGGUCACGCAGAUUUAGGCGGGCAUGCUAUUAAACUAGAGGGCCAAGUGUCGAAGUUUUCAUUGUCAAUUUUGAGAUUUUCGAAAGUUGUUGGUAACAUUUUAGACUCUAUUUUCAAGCGAGGCAUGACUGCGUCAAUAACCAAGCAAGUUGCUCUAAUACACGAAAAUGCUCUAGAUAAUUGGAGGCGUGGGCUUCCCAAGGAAUUGAAAUUCCAUCUUGAUGUCAACGGAACCAUUAAUAUGGACGAAUUCAACAAGGUUAAGCAUUGGAAUCAAGAUUCUACUACCUUCUAUUCUCGCGAGAACACAAUACUUUUGGCAUUGUACUUUCUGGUUAAAUGCAUGGUUCAUUUGCCAGUCUUGGCAGCUAGACCUCUGAAUGAAAAAACACCAACUCCUGUGGUUGACGCUAAUGGCCACGACGGAGCGGAUAGGUCUUCCUCUUCUUACGUGCUAUUACAGCAAGCUACAAACACGCUCCUAAAUGUUUUGUCCUCGCUGAGAUCCAUAUAUUUGCCCUUAGCGAUUAACACGCCAAGAAUCAAAUGUCGUUUCGCUCUACUGAGUGCAAGAGGUAGCUUGGAGUACACCAAAGGCGGUGCGUUAUUUCAAGACAACAAGGCUCUUCUCCUUGAUAUAAUCAAAGAGUUAGAGAUUGACACACGACUAGAUAUUCCUGGAAGUCUAUCGUGGCACAGUUUGAAACUAUUAGACAUGACAUUGUCGUUGAUACUGCAACCUCCACAUACCAAAGCAGAGAAACUGGACAAGAUGCUACAAAAGAAGUUGAACUAUUAUAACAAGCUAAUGAUGAACCCCUCUAAUCUAUCAUCAAAAAGAAGAAGCGAUGACAUGACUUCAAUGGAUCCACCUAAAUUGACCCCCAUCAGUUCUAAGAGUAAUAGCCCACCUGAAAAGAAGGUAAAACUAGAAAAAAAUUCCAAUACCAAACAUGUAUCAAUUCAAGAACAUCUCCCCACAGUCUCAGAGAAGGAUCACACUGAAAUUUCUGCAACACACCACAGCCAGCAUCAGAGCAGUAUUGCCGAAGCACUCCAACUGGACCCCGUGUUAAAUAGUAAUCCAUUUAGUAACGGGGAUCUUUCAUCAUUUUUCAAUUCCGAAGGGGGCGUGGCAAAUUUAAGCGGAGGCGCUUCGGCUAUGAACUUGCUGAAUCCCGAUGGAAACACGUUGAGUACUCCGGUCAACGACGGACUUUUUAGAGUGCCCAGCAACGGCGAUUUUCUCAAGGAUUACUACCACAUUCCAGGUGCAUCGUCGUCUCAAUUGAACCUGAUGUUUAUGGGUAAAGGUCAGAACACAAACAAUGCCGCGGGCAGUAAGCCACAACAGGGUGGUGCGGCUAUCCCCGGCUUUGGCUUUGCUGUGGACGCCUCUUUAGGUCUCGCACCACUAUUAGCCUGGUCCCCGGACACUCAACAGAGGACCGGCUCUGAAAGAGUCCAGCUACAAGCAGACAAUUCCACAGGAUUGUCUGAACCUGCCUCGGGCCCCAAUUCCUACGGUGGAAGAUUAAGGUCCACUCCUGUGCUCCCCAGUUCUGCCACAGAAAUGGUGCGCAGUGCUUCAAUUCCCACGAGAAAACAGCAAACUGACCUCCACGAACCAGACCAGCAUCUGGAAUCUACCGAUGACACAGUAAUUACGAUGCCUGCUCGCUCGCACCGCGGACCCAGACGGCGUUGGAAUUCUACAGGUGGCUCUGCCGCUAUUACACCUCAAUCCGAGCGCUCGAAGCCACAAAACCCGUCAGAGACUGACGACAACCUACAGGACCUGUUUUGCUGGCAGAAUUCAGGUUUCUAG
Messenger RNA from Lachancea fermentati, 3543 nucleotides. Lineage: Eukaryota; Fungi; Ascomycota; Saccharomycetes; Saccharomycetales; Saccharomycetaceae. The record is from the annotation of a GenBank genome assembly.